This is a messenger RNA of Schizosaccharomyces osmophilus, 1131 nucleotides long. It is a transcript of the gene cox10, whose product is annotated as protoheme IX farnesyltransferase. NCBI's taxonomy places the organism in Eukaryota, Fungi, Ascomycota, Schizosaccharomycetes, Schizosaccharomycetales, Schizosaccharomycetaceae. Gene Ontology annotation, biological process: heme biosynthetic process. Gene Ontology annotation, cellular component: mitochondrion; membrane. Gene Ontology annotation, molecular function: protoheme IX farnesyltransferase activity. The coding region runs from base 1 to 1131 and encodes 376 amino acids. The transcript has a single exon. The record is from RefSeq and is a predicted model, not a curated record.
AUGUUGAAUUCAUUCAGCCAUUGGCCGUACAAAUCAUGCUUUUCUGCGCGGUCGAGCUGGAGAAGGUUCUUUAGUCAAAAUGUAGUCCCUAUAAGACCUUUAAGCCGAUCUUUUUUCUUUAAAAAGAAUUAUAGAUACAAUUCUGUACCCUUUUCUCCUCCGAGCUCACCUGAUCCCCAAGUUCUGAACUUUUUACAGAAGCGUAUUCAAUCGGCUCCUCGCUUCCCCAAGCCAAGUGCUCUGCUAGAACUUGGAAAACCAAGACUAACUAUUUUGGUUGUUUUAACAACUAUGUCUUCUUAUGCCUUGGCUCCAUAUCCCGGUCUUUCCUUCGGUACUCUUGUGUGGUUAACUAUGGGUACUGCUCUUUGCAGUGUAAGUGCGAACGCGUUUAACCAGUGUAUGGAGCCAACUCUUGACUGUCAGAUGGCACGUACCCGGGGGCGUCCAAUACCUCGUGGUGCUGUCCGUCCUGAAUAUGGCUGGUUGUUUGCUUCUACCACAGGAAUAUUGGGGUCUUCGAUGUCUUUUCUUGUAAAUCCAACAGUCGGUUGGCUAGGUUUGGCGAAUAUAGUACUCUAUAUGGGGGUCUAUACACCUUUAAAGCGUAUUUCAAUCCUCAAUACAUGGGUCGGAUCAAUUGUAGGUGCGUUGCCUCCGUUAAUGGGGUGGGCAGCUUGCUCUGGGGGUGAUCUUUCCCAUGCUGGUGCAUUCUUUACAGCCGCUAUUCUCUUUGCUUGGCAAUUUCCACACUUCAAUGCCUUUUCUACUAUGGUUGCUGAUGAUUAUAAGCGGUGUGGUUACCAAAUGGCAUCGUGGAAAAGACCUGCGUUGAAUGCUCGAGUUGCUUUACGUUAUUCUUUGCUGUUUCUUCCAUUAAGUUACGGAUUUGUUUGGUCUGGAAUCGUCAAUCCUUCCUAUAUGGUCGGUGCUUCAGCAGCCAAUCUAUAUUUAAUUGCAAAAGCUUGGCAAUUUUACAGAAACCCUUAUAAAACGAAUGCCCGAUCAUUAUUUUUUGCAAGUUUGCUACAUCUACCUUUAAUUUUUAUCUUAACUUUAGGAAGCCACAUGUUUAAAGUAUGGAAAGACUCUGAAAGGAUAGAACCCGACAACUCAUCAUCUGGUGAUUAA